Molecule: messenger RNA, 561 nt
Organism: Armigeres subalbatus
Lineage: Eukaryota; Metazoa; Arthropoda; Insecta; Diptera; Culicidae
Exons: 1
Coding region: 1-561 (186 amino acids)
Biological process (GO): DNA integration
Molecular function (GO): nucleic acid binding
Source: RefSeq, a predicted model, not a curated record
AUGAAAAGCAUUAUGCGGCAACGCGUAUGGUGGCCUGGCAUGUCGGGAGAUAUUAUGAAGUGGGUUGAAUCAUGUAAAAUAUGCUGCUUAAACGGAAAACCGGAAAAGCCUACACCGAUGGAGAGAGUGUUUGCUCCAAAGACCGCAUGGGAGUCCAUCGCAAUGGAUUUUAAUGGGCCGUACAUAAAAUAUGGUGGCAUUCUGAUCUUAGUUAUAAUUGACUAUAGAUCUAGAUUCAUCAUCGCUCGGCCUGUAAAGUCCACAAAAUUUGAAUGCGUACGGAAAGUUCUUGAUAGUGUGUUCCAACAAGAAGGCUAUCCAAAAGCUAUAAGAACAGAUAAUGGGCCGCCGUUUAAUAGUACUGACUUUGCGGAAUAUUGCAAACAGCGGGAUGUAACACUCACAUUCUCUACACCUCUUUUCCCGCAGCAAAACGGACUUGCAGAGAGCUGCAUGAAAUUGAUAAAUAAGGCUAUGUGUACUGCCACCUGUAAUAGCACCAAUUACAUUGACGAACUAAAAGCGCCAUCAAUGCUCACAAUGCUGCAGAGCAUAGCGUAA